AUGGCACGCCAAAGUAUCCUAUUUUUCUUACUCUUCUGUUCUUGUUCCUCUCUCGCUAUUGCACAAGAUCCGCCUUACAAAGCCGUCAAUCUGGGGAAUUGGCUCGUCACAGAGGGCUGGAUGGAACCAUCUCUCUUUGAUGGAAUAGUCAACAAAGAUCUCUUGGAUGGAACUCAAGUGCAAUUGAAGUCGACCAGGUUACAGAAGUUCCUGGUUGCUGAAAAUGGAGGAGGGGCUGAUGUUUUAGCCAACCGUGAUUCUGCUGCUGGUUGGGAAACUUUCGUGUUGUGGAGGGUGAAUGACUCCUCCUUCAAUUUCAGAGUGUUCAACAAGCAGUUCAUCGGUUUGGAUGGUGCAAACAAGCUAGUCGCAACUUCUAACUCACCCAGCAACCCAGAAACGUUUCAGAUUACAAGAAAAAGUGACGAACCAUCCAAAAUUCGUAUCCAAGCAUCAAACGGUCUGUUCCUACAGGCUCAAUCGGAGACACUAGUGAGUGCUGAUUAUGGAGCGUCCACAAGUUGGCAAGAUAAUGACCCAUCCGUGUUUAAUAUGACAAUUGUGAAGACAUUACAAGGAGAGUACCAAAUUACUAAUGGCUAUGGCCCUCUUAGAGCUCCUCAAGUCAUGCAGGAUCACUGGAACACAUAUAUCACUGAAGAAGAUUUCAAAUUCAUGUCACAAAAUGGGUUGACCGCCGUUAGGAUUCCAGUUGGUUGGUGGAUAGCCUACGACCCCAACCCUCCAAAGCCUUUUGUCGGAGGAUCUCUAGCAGCUUUAGACAAUGCUUUCACUUGGGCUCAAAACCAUGGGAUGAAAGUGAUAGUGGACCUUCAUGCGGUUCAAGGUUCACAGAACGGGAACGAUCACAGUGGAACCAGAGACGGAUAUAUUGAAUGGGGAGAAUCAUACAUACCAGAAACAGUCGCAGUUAUUGAAUUCUUAGCAAAAAGAUAUGGGAACAAACCUAGUCUAGGAGGAAUCGAGCUAAUGAAUGAGCCAACAUUAGGGUCGAAUUUGGAUACCUUGAAGAAGUAUUACCAGCAAGCUUAUGAUGCAGUGAGGAAAUACUCUGAAACGACUUAUGUCAUAUUGGGAAAUCCAGUGGAUCAUGACUCAAAAGCACUUCUCUCAUUUGCUGGGGGAUUCAAUCGAGUAGUGGUUGAUGUUCAUUACUACAAUCUGUAUUCGGAUCAGUUCAUAAACACGACCGCGCAACAGAACAUUGACUAUAUAUAUAACCAAAGAGCUUCAGAUCUCAGCGGCAUCACCACUACCAAUGGUUCUCUCAGUUUCGUGGGGGAGUGGACUGCAGCAUGGGCUGUGCAGGGAGCGUCAAAGGAGGAUUACCAGAGAUUUGCAAAAGCCCAAUUGGAUGUGUAUUCUCAGGCCAGUUAUGGAUGGGCCUAUUGGGCCUACAAAUGCCAAUAUGAGCCUUGGAGCCUCAAGUGGAUGAUUGAGAAUGGCUAUAUAAACCUCUAAUUUAGUAUGUGCUUAUUUUGGGGAGAAUAAAUGUUAUGCAGUGAAUAAAGAGGAUUUGGAUGCUAUCCCAAUAUUAUACAUAAAAUUAUAAAUCUUUAACUUGUGUUUUA
This is a messenger RNA of Neltuma alba, 1592 nucleotides long. Its product is annotated as probable glucan 1,3-beta-glucosidase A. The record is from RefSeq and is a predicted model, not a curated record. NCBI's taxonomy places the organism in Eukaryota, Viridiplantae, Streptophyta, Magnoliopsida, Fabales, Fabaceae. Gene Ontology annotation, biological process: actin filament bundle assembly; cell migration; establishment or maintenance of cell polarity. Gene Ontology annotation, molecular function: actin filament binding; hydrolase activity, hydrolyzing O-glycosyl compounds. Bases 1 to 1482 code for a protein of 493 amino acids. The transcript has 8 exons. Gene Ontology annotation, cellular component: actin cytoskeleton; cytoplasm.